This is a messenger RNA of Poecile atricapillus (Black-capped chickadee), 1659 nucleotides long. It is a transcript of the gene MAJIN, whose product is annotated as membrane anchored junction protein. Lineage: Eukaryota; Metazoa; Chordata; Aves; Passeriformes; Paridae. Gene Ontology annotation, molecular function: DNA binding. The record is from RefSeq and is a predicted model, not a curated record. Gene Ontology annotation, cellular component: nuclear inner membrane. Gene Ontology annotation, biological process: homologous chromosome pairing at meiosis; meiotic attachment of telomere to nuclear envelope. The transcript is spliced from 11 exons. Bases 199 to 1341 code for a protein of 380 amino acids.
GGAGUUGUCCGGAGACCUUUCAGGCCGCCCCCGACUCUGGGAAGGCGGCGCCAUCUCGCGUCUGGCAGGGCAGACGCUGGGCCGGCGUCUGCAACGGGGCCCGGCCUUGCUCCAGCGAGCCUGGGCUCUCCGCCCCACCCCGGGGGCAGCCGGGCACUGCUCGCCGCUGGUGCCGGCGGCGGCUGAGGGGCAGCGGGGAUGCGCGGUGGGGGCGGGGAGCAAGGAGCUCUUGCGGGCCGGACUCGCGGGGAUUGCCCGGACCCGCGGCUACCGGGGCUCCUUCGCACCCCCUCAGGGGGUCGCGGGCCCCAUGAGGCUCUGCGGAGGGGGCUGGGGGGUUGCCAGCCCCGGGGCGGGAGGCCACUGAAGCUCCAGGGACCUCGGCAGAAACAGGUGCAGGGCAGCGCAGCUGAGGACGGGGUGACCGUCUGCUCUAGGUGUGUCCUCGGAUCCUGCUCAAAAAUAGGCGCUAUAGAAACGGACACUCCGAUCAGCCUUUUGCUGACUGUCUGGCGUUCGGGGAGAGAGAGAGAGAUGUCGUUGAAACCAUUCGCCUAUCCAUUGCCCGAAACAAGGUUUCUUCAUGCUGGCAGGCAUGUGUACAAAUUUAAAAUCCGGUAUGGCAACUUCAACAGUUCUCCCAAUCUCAGUCUCACUGAAAGUGCUGCCAAGGAGUCAGAGGAAGUUUUUCGAGUAAUCCUUGGAAAUCUUGAUGAUUUACAUCCAUUUUCUACAGACCACUUCACUGUCUUUCCAUAUUUGAGUAAAUGGGAGCGAGUAUCAAAGAUGAAAUUCAAACAUGAGAAUGUUCAUCUUGUGCCUUAUCCCUACAUUUGUACGUUGUACCUAGAAUUGAACUCAUUUCAGCGAAGUAUAUCUUGUGGUAAAGAAGUAAAAAAGGGCAGUGAUAAACUUGUCAGGAGAAGAAAUGAAGUGUCAGAAAGUACUGCAAUGAAAGAAGCAGUGAAGAGGAGAAGAGUGGAAGUCAGAGGUGAUAUCUCAUGCCCACAAUCACGUGUGGACGGAACUGGAGCAGAGUGUCUUCACCAGAUGAGUAAAGCAGAGCAUGGAUUUGAAAAGAAUUCCUCCAAAGUAAAUGAGCUUGAGUUUAGCCCAGCAUCCCUUACUAAAGACUGUGACCAGCUGAGUUGCUGGGAACCUGUGGAAUUUGCCCUUGAACAAAAAAGAGUAGCCAGUCAGGCUGAGGGUGCAGUGCAGCUGCUGCAGCAAAUGGAGCAAACAGGAAAGAAAGGAAGCACAAAGUCAGAGGGAAGAGGUCUUUCACAGUUCUGGAGAAGCAUCUUUUCACCACUACAACAUCUUCUUGGUGGAAAAAACUGACCUGGAAGUACUAAUUGUUGCGGAAAGGUAGAUUUGUAGUAUGAAUACUGGGUUGCACUGUUUCUUCUGUAAUUCAGCUUUUCACAUUGCAUGUCUCAGCUAUUAAAUGCUUUAAAUUAAAUUCUACUUUGCUAACGUUUUCAAAGUAACAUUCUGAAGAUGUUGGGUUAGAACAACCUGUUGGGUUUUUCUUCACAUCUUAGAGGUUUUGGAAUAGAGCAAGAUUUUGAUCCUUAAGUGUCAUAAAUUGCGAAUUUUACGUUAUGUGGUAUUCUAAUAAAACUAGAAUCAGCUUGGAACUGUGUGUUAUUUUAAUCA